AUGGUGAUAGUUGAAUUAAGCAUUGGUCAAUUAGCUGGAUUAAUUGGUAUUUUUAGUGCUAUCCUACCAAUUAUUAUUUCUGUGUUGGGCACCAUAUCAAUAUUAAUGAGCAUCAAUGAUAAAAUGGCAGCUUUAGAGUGGACAACUUUAAGUAAAGUGGUUGGGGCAAGUCUGCUUAAUAUUUAUGGAACAGGUGGCCAACCUGCUUUAACAGGAAUUAAAUUAUGGGGCAUGGGAUCAUAUAAACGUAAUAUACUUUACAUACUUGUUGGGGUAUCUUUAAUAGCAUUAUUUGGAGUAUCAGCGAUUGCACCACUUGGUAUUUAUACAUGUGAAGUAACAUAUGAUAUAACAUCUGUUGAUGCUGAUGUUAUCAAUGCUGAUCCAUUAUUGGAUAGUGCAGUUAAUAACACAUUUUCUCUGAAGGAGCUAACAAGCAUUAGGAAAUGCAGUGGAUUUCGCUACGAACCAUGUCCAGGAAUGAAGGAUAGGUUUCAUGUUGAUGAAGAAUAUGCAAUUGACUUUAACAGAACAUACAGUAACAAUGCAAUGAAAUAUCGUCUGUUGAAAACUAGUAUUAAUGAUAAUAUUUCAUAUCCUUCCUAUGAUUUUAUGAUGUUGAAUGUGACAAGUGUGCAGAAGGAGGGUUAUGGAAUUAUUGACACAAUGGUUGUAGAUCAUGGCAAUGGUGGACUUUUAAUAAAUAAUGCAAUAAAACCCAAUUUAAAAACUAAUGGGAGUCAUGAUUGGUCAAUUCAAGGCUUGUGGUUGCAACCACAUGUCAGUUGUCAUUCAACCAAUCUCACAAUAAUUUCAUGGGAAAACAAUACCUCCUCUUUUUCCCAUGAUUGGAUAGGCUAUGUGGUUAUUAACAACACUGAUAUAAAUUCAUCAGGUAUAAAUCCAAUUGGUGAUCAAGGCCAAUCAACUGAUCUUCCAGCAAGAAGCAUCAGGUAUAGUCGUUUUAUACAAUCUUUUCUUAUGCAAGAAUUAAAUAUGACAGCAAAUGGAACUUUUUUUGAGUCACCAGUUCUUAAAGUUAAUUCAAAGGAGCCAAAAACU
Messenger RNA from Entrophospora candida, 1062 nucleotides. Lineage: Eukaryota; Fungi; Glomeromycota; Glomeromycetes; Entrophosporales; Entrophosporaceae. The record is from the annotation of a GenBank genome assembly.